CACACAUAGGGGCCUAUAAAUUCUCACACUGUCACUCACUGGGAGAUAUUCACUGUCACUAACUCCUGGGUUCCCACAGUCUUUCAAAGCAAGUUGGUGUCGUGGAUGUGGUCCAUAAUGGGGGUGCCUGGGGGUUUGUUAUUGCUCCUAAUUUUGCAGAUUUUAACAGGAAGCACUUCAGGGACACUUGUCUCCAGUUGUGAUUCAUGUCAUGAUGAAGCCACCUGCCUGGAGUCACGAGAAAGAGGAGACUCUCUCACCAGCCCGGCGCUCUCUUGUGUCUGUAAAGAUGGAUUUGUAGGCGAUGGUCUCGCCUGUUACAAUGCAAAACUCUGCAGUGACUCUUCUUGCUGUAGCCAAGGUUAUCACUGGUCACCAGACAGUGGCUGUGUGGACACUGACGAGUGUUCCCUUCCAGACUCACCGUGCAUGCCACCCCAGGUUUGCCAAAACACCCCAGGCUCUUUCCAAUGUUUGGAGUCUUCCUCCAGCUCAAGAUCGAGCCCCUCCUCUCAAUAUGUCCAGUUCAACUGUGGAAACACAGUUUGUCCUUCAGGCAUGGACUGCAUCAGUUAUAAUGGGGUUCUCCGUUGUGCUGACCCCUGUGAGCACUACACUGUACUGAAUGACGACUGGCGUUCAACGAAUAACACAUCAAAUACAGUCAUUCACUGUGACCGAAAUGUUAACUGGCAAGGCUGGUAUCGCCUGUUACUGUGGCAAACCAGUGCUCAUAUUCCAGAGAGGUGUAUACCUGAAAACAGGUGUGGAACCCAUGCUACUAUGUGGAUAACAGAGCCUCAUCCCACACAGUCUGAUGAAAUAGUAAAUCGUACUGUGUGUAAUUCCUGGCACAGCUGCUGCACUUUUCCGACACACACCAUCCAUGUCAAGCUCUGCUAUGGAAACUACUACGUCUAUAAACUUGUAAAGCCUUCCACUUGCUCACUUGCAUACUGUGCAGAGGUGAACACA
This is a messenger RNA of Micropterus salmoides (largemouth bass), 975 nucleotides long. Its product is annotated as uromodulin-like. The annotation marks the transcript as partial. Lineage: Eukaryota; Metazoa; Chordata; Actinopteri; Centrarchiformes; Centrarchidae. The transcript is spliced from 4 exons. Gene Ontology annotation, molecular function: calcium ion binding. The record is from RefSeq and is a predicted model, not a curated record.